This is a messenger RNA of Mycena citricolor, 585 nucleotides long. Lineage: Eukaryota; Fungi; Basidiomycota; Agaricomycetes; Agaricales; Mycenaceae. The record is from the annotation of a GenBank genome assembly.
GUGGUAUUGGCAGGUACGCGUUGUGAGUGACGGUCACGCGUUUGAUGGGAGAGAUCGGAGUAGAUGAUCCGUGAUUCGUCGCUACGUCAGCAGAAUUUGCUCGUCAAGGAGUGGCAUUGACAGGCCUCGACUGCGACCGCAUCCUUGCUUCAUUGGCAUUGCACGGGUCGCGCACGGACGGGGUUUCGCUUGAAGCCAACUAACAAAAGCCGCUCCUGUUUUAAGGUACUUGUGCUUCAUGCUGGCUACACGACAUUGAGCUGAUCCACAUGCUUGGCAAGACAACCGCUGGCGAUCAUUGCUCUAGUCAAGCGUAGUGAUCCUCAACCAGAUCUCCUUACUGUGAGAUGCGGAAAGCCACUGCCGUUCUAACACCUAUUGCCCAUCGUCGUAUCCUCGGUAGAACAUUUGCAAGCACAGCGCGCGGAAUCAUGUCGGAGCCUGGGCCUAUUGAGUCGGCUAUUCGUGACAAGCUGACAGCGCAGUUCAAUCCCAUCCGACUGACCAUCAUCAACGAUUCGUCGAAACACCGCCAUCACGCGCCCAUGCGAGCUGACCCAGCCUCCGCCGCGUCUGGUGAAACCC